AUGUAAUAAUUAGAAGAAAUCAUAAAAAAAUACCCAAAAUAUAUGCCAACUUUAGUCAGAUAUGAAGAGCCAAUUGAAAUUAAUGAGGAUGAAAUGUAACUUGAAAUGCAAGAGUAAGUGUUAAAUUAAAAAAAAAAAUAAUAACUGUAACCUUUGGAUCAAAAAUGGUCCAUUGAUGAAAUUUUGAAUAAAUUUUUUCCUCCUAGAAGAUUUGAACAUGAGGGACAUUUCUUUAAAUAGAUUGUUAGUGUCAAUGAUGUCAAGAGAGAUGAACUUAAUUAAUUAGAAGAAGAAUUGAAUCAAAGAUUAUUUGAAAGAUAGGCUCGGUAUUUAAUUUAAAUAUAAAUAUAAUAGUAAGAGUGGUAUAUGUCCAGUAAGAGAAGAUUUACAUAGUUAAUUAUUUGAAGAGAUCAUAAGAUAGAGUGCUAUCAAUUGUCCAGAAAGAGGACUAUUAUUAAUGAGAGUAUAUGAUAAUUUGAAGUUAACCUUUGCAGCCUACCAAACUCUUUAUGCUGGAUCUGUCGUAUUUGGAAAUAGAAAAGCAGCAGAAUCUGAAAUUGGUAAAAUUGAAUAGGAUUCUAAAAUUGCUGAUUAUGAUAAGAAAAAAAUUUAUUUAGAAAAUUAAAAAAUUUUAUUAGAGAAGGAACUAGAUGCUAUUUAGAGAAGUUUUAAAGAAAUAAGAGAAUUGGAGGAAAAAAGAAUGGAACAGGAAAUGCUAUUUUUAAAAUAAUAAACUAAACAUUUAGAGCUUUUUCUGAAAUAAGUGCAAUAGAAUUAAUAAUGA
Paramecium sonneborni is the source of this 784-nucleotide messenger RNA. The record is from the annotation of a GenBank genome assembly. Lineage: Eukaryota; Ciliophora; Oligohymenophorea; Peniculida; Parameciidae.